CCCAUUCUCCAUCUUUUUUUCUCCUACCUGGCUACUUGCUCCCUCUUCUUCCCGGUUUUCUUUGUUGUUCUAGUGUCGUGACCUUGCCUUCGACGACCAUCUCUCUUCUGUUUUUUUUUUUUUGUUUUUUUUUUUCCCAAAACCUCUCAUUCUAAAUUAUCGUGAUAAAAAGUCCUCCAUUUCAUUCAUUCUUAGUACGUCCGUUGUUAGUGACCAACAGGUUGCCCUACCCACUUCGACGACCCCCCCCGGACCUUCGAAUCCCCCGCGUUUUCCAAUGAAAGUGAUCCCUCCGCCUUUUUGAGCGACGGGCCGAUUAAGCACGCUUGCGCAGUUGCUUCACUCCAGAUUCUCUCCGCAAAUACUGCCGUGUUCAGCAUACGCUCUCCACACACGCCUGGGUAAAUAUUGGUCAGGCUGGAUUUGGAAGUAAUUAAGAAGACGGCGUGUGACAUAUCAGAGUGGCGCAUUCGACUGCGUCCAGUUUAUCGGAAUUCGAAUUUACCAGUCUCGGCAAGCUUAGAGAUACGAAAGACAAGAUGUCGCAGGCUGUAAAACGGGCUUGCGAUGCUUGCCAUCGACGAAAAGUAAAGUGCGACGGCAUCAACCCAUGCCGCAACUGUGCUUCGGCGCAGUUGACCUGCACAUACAAUGCGAUCCCCCAGAAGAAAGGUCCCAAGGGUUCGAGGGCGAAGGUUAUUAGCGAACUCCGCGAGACGCAGCGACAGACUAGUCUCUCUGCAAAAGUCCAGAGCCGACUGAAUGGAAUCAACAAUCCGCCAUGUAGUCCUACGUUAUCUCCAACCCCUGGCCUCCUGGUUAGCGAAAUGGCGAAAGAAUGCAUCGAGUUUUUCUUCGCCAACAUGUACCCAAUUAUGCCAAUUUUGCACCGGCAGCGACUCGAGCAGCAGACGAUGUAUUUGGACCAACAAACUCAUGACGCUUAUUGCCUGGUUACCGCUUUGUGUGCUUGGAUGAUGUUUCAACCUGGAAUGAACGUGCCCGGCGCCGAUCCCUUAUUGGAGCAUUUACCUGGAGCCAACAUCGCAUCUGGAAUGGUUUUAAUCGAAGAAACGAUUCGGGUUCGAAAAGGCUACGAAUAUCAAGAAUCACCGAGUUUAUACAGUCUUUGCACCAGCUAUUUCCUUUUCUGCUCCCAUUACGCUCUCGACAUGCACGACAAGGCCUGGUACUAUCUCCGAGAAGCUACGACUUUGGCUCAUAUUGUUGGAAUGAACAAGGAGGAGACUUAUUUGCAGUAUGACAAUAUCGAGGCCUCGCGACGACGACGUCUCUAUUGGCUUCUGUUUGUGACAGAAAGGGCAUAUGCUCUGCAGCGUGGUCGACCCCUGACGCUUCAGGCGACUAUCAAUCUUCCCACUAUGACUGAUGAUCCAACGGAUCCCCUGGCGCAUCAGUUGAAUGGAUACCUAUUACUGGUCAACCUCUUUAGGCCGUUCGAUGAUAUGCUGGUUACCGUCUGGAACAAGACUCGUAGCGAGUCAACACCAUCAUACCUUAGCGCUUUACAGAAGCAGUUCUCGGACAUGAUUCCGCCUUAUAUGAAUGUCCAGGAUUCCGAUUUACGGGCAAACCAGCAAUGGCUCAAGACGAUUACGUGGCAUUUGAACAUGCAGAACGGCUGCGUCCCCCAAGGUAGCCAGGAUCAGAUGCAAUUGCAAUACCCUAUCGACAUGUCACGAGACUUGAUGUCAAUGACAUCUCAAUUCCAAACUCAGAGCACCGAAUUACUAGGAACCCCUCUCGUUGCGAAAUUACUGGAAAUUUCAUCCGCUUUGAUCGAUGUUCUAUCAAUCCUGCCUUCAUCUGGAGAUCCUUUCAGCAUGGGUCCUCGUGAACAGCUGAACUCGCUUUUGCAGCUUUUAUCGGUUCUUCGAAACGGAGAUCACCAUUUCCUUCCCCUUUUGUUGAACAAAGUCCACGACGUCCUGCCUCGCUUGGCCAACCCCAUUCUUCAGCGCGCCCCGGAAAAUGCUUGCAUGCAAAAUAUCGACAUAUUCGAUGGAUUCGGCAAUGCCGGCAUGGCCCAGCCUCCGAUGAUGACUGAAUUCAAGACCGAGCCGUAUACCCCGGGUAGCAUGCAGCACAUCCAGGAUAUUGGAACAGACUCGGCUCACUCUAGCAAUGGUGAUGAUAUGAAGUCGCCUUUCCCUAUUGUCAGUUCACCGCCCGUUAUGUCUCCAGGCGUGGAUUACAACAGCAACGAGUUCAAUUCAAUCCCCGAGAUCAUGAGCCCGAUAGGACCACCUUCGCAACAGUCAUUCCAUCAACAAACGCCGAUGAAUCCGCAACAACCUCAUCUCCAGCAUCAGCACCAGCAUCAUGGAUUAUCACACGGCAUGACCCAGAAUCACAGCAUGGGCACGAUGCAAACAGAUUUACAUGCAAACCUAAACCACGGCUUAAAUCCGCAAGCGAAUAUGUCAGGGAUGAGCCAACAACAGAGCUUACCUCAAAAUCCGCCAUUUAGUAUGAUGAAUAACAUGCUACACCGGCAACCCCAAAGAGCGAACAGUUUCAUGAUACAUCCCCAGCAUCAGCACCAACCGUCGCAAAUACCAAGAACGGUGGGCGACUUCCACGCGCUACAGCGAGCGAAUUCAGAAAGCGUCUCAAUGAACUCCAUGGGUCUUGGACACAUCAAUCCAGAGGUAGACUUUAGCGGAUUAAGGUAGCAGUGUCAGAACGUUUCCUCCGCGUAAACACCAACCUAUCUACCUACCCCCUUUUGGACUCGAAUUGAGUCCGAACUCUCAAGUCUUUAUUAUCUCGUCAUUGCUACUUUUUGUCCACACGCGGACCUCGGGUUUCUUCUGUAUAUUACUGGAAGAAUACCCCCCUCAACAUAUUCUCAAACCCCGCGUGGUUCGCGAGUCAUGCCGUUGCUUAC
Molecule: messenger RNA, 2911 nt
Organism: Daldinia caldariorum
Lineage: Eukaryota; Fungi; Ascomycota; Sordariomycetes; Xylariales; Hypoxylaceae
Product: fungal-specific transcription factor domain-containing protein
Exons: 2
Coding region: 540-2696 (718 amino acids)
Biological process (GO): DNA-templated transcription; regulation of DNA-templated transcription
Molecular function (GO): DNA binding; DNA-binding transcription factor activity, RNA polymerase II-specific; zinc ion binding
Source: RefSeq, a predicted model, not a curated record